AUGGUCUCAAAUGGUACGACUAAUUGUUUUCUUUCAGACAUGAGCUUGGAAAUCCUGUUUGGCGAGUUCAACUAUGAACGAGCUAAGGAAUAUUGUAUUUCAUUGGAGAGUUUCUCAUUAAAACUGGCUAUUGCCUAUAUUAUUACGAUAUUCUCGAUAAAAUACUAUAUGAAGGAUCGAAAAGCUUACGAUCUACAAUUGCCAUUGAAUAUUUGGAAUGGUAUUCUGGCAGUGUUCUCAGCUCUUGGUUUCCUUUACACAUUCCCGACGUUUCUCAAUGUUAUCUAUAAUAAGGGCAUUUCAUACACAUAUACACAUAUUUCUGAAGUCUACACUGACAAGACGUCGGGAUAUUGGGUUCUUUUAUGGGUAUUGUCGAAAAUUCCCGAACUUGUCGACACCAUUUUCAUUGUACUGCGGAAACGACCACUGAUGUUCAUGCAUUGGUAUCAUCAUGCCCUGACUGGUUACUAUGCGAUUGUGAACUAUCAUGAGGACAACGCUCAUAUGUUCUGGGUGGUUUGGAUGAACUAUGCCAUUCAUGCAGCCAUGUACAGCUACUACCUUUUACGUUCGCUGCGAAUUCAAGUACCAGCCCAGAUUGCUCAAAUUAUCACUACCUCGCAAAUGAUCCAGUUCAUCGUUGCUAUUGCCGCCCAACUUCAUGUCGGUUACUUAGCUGUGACCAGUAGUGGCAAAACUUCCUAUGCCGUGACAUUCCGAGGCUGGGCAAUCGGCGUUUUCAUGCUUGUUACAUACCUUAUGCUAUGGAUACGAUUCUACAACAUCAGCUACUACAGUAAAGGAGGCAAGAAGUACGUGGCACAGAAGAAAACAGGUGGUGCCGACAAAAAGGAACAUUGA
This is a messenger RNA of Haemonchus placei, 864 nucleotides long. The record is from the annotation of a GenBank genome assembly. NCBI's taxonomy places the organism in Eukaryota, Metazoa, Nematoda, Chromadorea, Rhabditida, Trichostrongylidae.